AUGUGGAUGGUUUUCGAAAACGAGGAUCUUCAAGGGGCGAGUACUGGCCAGUUUUUCUGCCACUUUAUGAUGUUACGGGGUGAAGGAACUUUUCGGGAAUACAGUCCUCAUAUGAUGAUUCUUGCUGCAAUUAUGCAAACCAACAAAAAGUUGUGGCCGACUGAUUUUGUAUCACUAUUUGAGAGGAUGAGGCUAGAACUGGAGUCUAUCACAAAAGAUCCUUUACAAAUUAUUUUUGACGGCGUAGUACAUAAAGUUAGAUUAGAAUUAUUUCAAUCUAUUCUGGAUAUGGACGUCAGACUGUUCCGUGAGUUCCAACAAAAAUACUCAUCUUGCAGGCGUCUAGAAAAAUUUGCGGUUUGCCUUCGUGGCGAUCUUAUGGUGGUUGCGCAUAUUGCUCCGUUGAAGGGACUCCAAUUAAAACGAAAUCAGGAAGUAAAAUCUGUUGGUAUCCUAGCUAACCAGUUAUUGAGUACAAUUCGGAUGAUUCUCCCCCGACUGUACAACUUUGCCUUGCCGACUCUUAUGACUUUAUUUACCACACCGACUCAAUGGCUUUGCCUGAUCUUCCUACAUUGGCUGACUACUCGCCUGGUAUCAGAUGUUCAUCUUUCGAAAAAAGAAUGCGAAGAUAUUGAUGUAUUGGCACCUCUUCUGAGCAACUACGUGGGAGUUAGAUUUCCAAUUCUGUACACAAUGAAGUUCCAUUAUCUAGUGGAUCAUUUGGCAAAAAGAAUCCGUAAGCAUGGAAGUCCAUUGCUCAGCAGCGCAGCUCCAUAUGAGCGGCAGAAUCAGACGCUAGGAAGAAGCUCGAAUACCUACACAACCCGGACUAUGAUUAAUGUUUCAAGCCGCUUCAUGGCCUUGAAAAGAGCAACUUUCUCAUGUUUGGCAAUUGUUGAAAAUUGGAACAGUGAUCUGAAGAUGCCUGCCACAAUGCAAGCGCUUGGAAAACAUCUUAAUGAGGCACCUAAUACUGAAAAUAUAGACGACUGUCCGCUGGAAAAGAAAGAAGAAGAAUAUCUUAAUCGAUAUAUGAAAAAUAAGCCGGUUUUUCGAUCCUCAUGGUCCAAUGGAAGAAAACAGUUUUCAGUAAGGAGAAAAUGUAGUGAUCGUCUCGUUCAUAACUGCUACAUUUACUAUUUCAACAAAAAUAUGGAUGUAGAAUUCGGAAGUAUCGAAAGAAUUUUCAUAGAUGAGAAGGAUCGAUUUAUGAUUUUACUCCAAAGAUUCGAAACCAGAAAUCCAUUUGAUUAUUUAACAACGAAUUUAAGCAACUUUGCUCAGUGGCAUAAUUUGAAAAUUGAUUGGAACUCCUCUAACACCUUUUUCCGUCAAAUUGUAGGCUGUUCUUAUUCUAUUGUUGACGCUCGUUAUCUUGAAGGCUAUGUCACAGUUCUUGAAUUUUCCGGUUUCUCAAAAACCAUGGGUAAGAAAAAGAAUGAAGUCACAAAACUUCUAGAAAGCUUUGGUGAAACCUCAAAAAUGGAAACCGAGCGGAGCAGAAAAAGAAAAGGAUUGCAUAAGGAAGGUCCACAGCCAGAAAGAAAAUUUGGAGCAAUUAUUAAGACCGAAAACACGAACAUUUUUCGAGCAUCGGAAAAUAACAAUCCAAUUUUCAACAAUCCCGAAGAAGCUCAAAAGAAAUAUCCGAAUUUCAAACCGUAUGAUGUCACUCCUCUAGUUGACAAAGUUGUAUCUUCUGACGAAUCCUCAAACAACUCCGUAGAAAUGGAUGACAGAAACGAAUCGGAUUCAAUGGAUAAUGCGAGAAAUGUUCACCAAAUGAGCAACAGUUCGUUCAGUCUGUCACAACACUUAGGAAAAAACAUAAAAGAAGAGCCUCCGAUUGAGAGACUGGAGGCUGCCAUUAAAACUGGAAACCCACUAUCAAUCGGACAAGUACUUCGCGAAGGAUUUUCCAAAAAAACACUGACAGAAGUGCAAGUGGAGGAGCUGUGUAGAAGCGUCCCAAAACCAGCAAUAUCUCUUCUUCAGUUCUACAACGAUUAUGAACAAUCUACACCAGAAGAUCGUGCUGCUAUUCCAAUUGGGCAACGUCUUUUGACCAAAAUUGCAAUGCUCGAAAGCAGAUCUGUCGACAAGCUACAAGCAUCCGUGAAUUCGCUGGCAUCUUCAUUUGUUCAACAUACUAAAGUUGCGAUGUUGGUGAAAAGAACACUUCUAAGAACUCAUACAACUGAAGCCACAGAUAAUUUUCCGAAAAUUAAAUUAUCCGCAGCAUAUGCUCGAACGAAUUUGAUUGGAGAUAAUGGAUUUUCACAAAUGACGUACUUCUUGACCAAAUUGUUUUCCAAUUUGCUCACUCCCAAUUAUGCAAUCUGGAAGUACACGUAUAGACCAAGAUGCAUUAGACCCGCUGAUAAGCAUUUCGAAUUGUUUCCAAAACAGAUUGCAGACAAGCUUAUUGACUUCGCUUUUGACUGCAUUGGAAUUUACCUUCCCGAUGACCUACUGCAUGGUCCUAUUGAUCCAUUGCACCCUUUUCUUGAUGAGCUAGAUGAUGAUUGCGAUGCCACAAAAGAAGUCGAGAGACGUCGAGCCGAGAGUGAAUUAGUCUCACAGACUAUGCAAUCAGCGAUUGGUCACAUGUUGAACUACAUUCGAGAUUAUCAUCUUGAUAUUCGUACCGGUUCACUGGAGAGUUGUAAGAGCACCAAAGUGAUUACUACUGCCUAG
Messenger RNA from Caenorhabditis briggsae, 2700 nucleotides. The transcript has 14 exons. Lineage: Eukaryota; Metazoa; Nematoda; Chromadorea; Rhabditida; Rhabditidae. The record is from RefSeq and is a predicted model, not a curated record. The coding region runs from base 1 to 2700 and encodes 899 amino acids.